Messenger RNA from Kockovaella imperatae, 1041 nucleotides. RefSeq lists its product as hypothetical. NCBI's taxonomy places the organism in Eukaryota, Fungi, Basidiomycota, Tremellomycetes, Tremellales, Cuniculitremaceae. The transcript is spliced from 2 exons. The record is from RefSeq and is a predicted model, not a curated record. The coding region runs from base 1 to 1041 and encodes 346 amino acids.
AUGCGCACUCCGCCACAGCACUUGCUCUGCCUUCUCGCAUUCUUCCAUCUUGUCCUCUCUUUACCAGCCCCAAGGCCUGGCAAGACUACUGCCCGUCUGCCUCGCAAUACUCAACCGGCCUCUGAGACAUCAUUCAUGCCUACUGUAACUGUAUCCCUUGCAACCUUGUCCGUAUCAUCUUUGGGCUCCGCUUCCAUCACCGCGUCAUCAUCCUUCCCUGUGAGCUUCUGGCAAAGUCUAAAGAAGAUCAAUCUACUCGCCGGAGCUUUGAAUGCCUUCUCCCCGUCCAGCAAUAGCACGCCAUCUGCAGGGGCUUCCGAAGCUAUGCCAAGUGGCACCACCACGUACAAGGGCAAGAAACUCUUUGGUAUCAUCACUUGCAACUUUGGAGGAUUCGGUAAAGGCAAGAAAUGGGGUAGCGGAGGCGGAGGCGGCGGCGGCGGCGGCAGCGGAGGUAAUGGCGAUACAGGUAACGGUGGAUUUGGUGGGGAAGGUGGAGGCGGCAACGGGGACAAGAACAAUUUCAACAGUGAACAAAACGAGCACAAUGAGCAGAACGAACACAACGAUCAAACCUCGCAGAACGAGCAAAACAGCUGGAACAGCUUCUUGUCUGGCUUUGAAAAUAUCUUCCAGAGCCAAACGUGGAUGAGCAAUGCCUUCAGUACGAAAUCAUGGGAGAGCGAUUCCUGGACAUCUAAAUGGUCUUCCUUUAAUGAAUGGACGAGCGCUUGGUCCCAGACUGAAGGUUGGACUAGCACUUGGUCUUCAUACGACGGUUGGACAAGCGAUUCCUGGACCAGUGACGCCUGGACAAGUGGCGGUGCAGAUGGUAUGAGAGGCUCGAUGACUGUUCAAGAGGGCGAGCCAUCAUUCGGAGCCAGUAACGCUUGGUCGUCUACCUGGGAGUCGAGCGAAGCUUGGUCCAGUACUACUGCGGAUACCGAUAUCAACACCCAAGGCGCUCCUUCAGGAUUCCAGUUGAUCACAAUCACCGGGUCUGCGGGAUAUCCAGUCGUUACUCAGGUCCCAAUCGCAUAA